CGAGGCCAAAUGUUGAGCAAAGAUUUUAACAGCGGGAACGUGACAUCGCUUUAGCCAUACAAGAGUUUCUGCUUCACAGGCAAGGAAUGAUAGUAAGCUAAUGCUAACUGGCUACAAUAUAAACAAGGGAUGUGGUGUUAGAGUUUAAUAGCAAGAAUAUUUGAAAUAACUAGUUAUUAUAUGAAGGAUUCGCUGGAAUGAGGACGCCAAGGUACAGCUGACGAGAUUCAAGCUCAGUAUAAUAUUUCGUUUUGUGAAUGAUGCUAUGAAGUUGGGGAUAAAACCUUCGAUUUCAAAGAACAUGGAACUUUGAACGUAUCAGAGGAUAAAUAAUCGGUAAUCGAGCAACCUCGAUUCUACUUCUACACGAUCAAGUCAGUUAUUCACGAUGUGUGGCGAGAUAGAUUUAUCGCACUAAACAAAGAGUCACUGUGGAAAAGACCGAAUUCGUUCAGUCAAAAAGCGAAAUACUCCCCGUAAACAGAAGACGAAAAUAUGAAAGACAGUAAUAGUGUUUUGGAGUCCAAGUAAAGGUCUAAAACGAUGAAACAGGUAACUAUUGACGGUGGAAAACCUAGCGAUUUACACGCUCAGACUUUGUCAUGGCGGCGUCUUCAUCUCACGCGAGGAAAACUUAAAGCUUCAAGUAGGACGUCUGCUCUUAUGUCAGGUUUUGCUAUGGUUGCCAUGGUCGAGAUCCAGCUAGAAAAAGGAAUACCUCAGGGCUUGCACAUCGCAUUCAGUGUCGUCACAACUAUUUUAAUAUCCGUUCAUGUCUUCGCACUCAUGAUCUCAGUAUGUAUCUUGCCCAACAUCGAAAGCAUUGCAAAUCUCCAUCACAAUUACAACCACAUGGUACAAGACUCUCCCCACGAAAAGAUGCACACGUACAUCGAGAUCGCGUGGGUAUUUUCAACUGGUCUUGGAACUCUGCUCUUCUUGGCUGAAAUAGGUAUCCUUUCUUGGGUGAAAUUCUAUAAUUACAGCCAGGCUGCAGCCGUUGCAACUACGGUUGUUUUGCUGCCAGUUUGUAUUCUGUUUAUUGUGUUUGCUAUACACUUUUAUCGUUCUCUUGUGCAACAUAAAUAUGAACGUUCGUAUCAAGGGAUUGAAGAAUUACAACAGAUAGCUAACCAGCUACAAACAGAUGGUACUGCUACCCCAACGCCGAGUCCCGCUCAUUUAAGUGUAUAAAUUGAAAAGGAAUAGGUCAAUUUGAGUAUAAGUAUGAGUAUAAGUAUCGCAGCAUGAAAAAUAAAAGUCAGUAUUAAAGCUUCUAUUUUAGCUCAGUCUCGUCAAACCAAAAUCAGUUAUCAUUUGUACUGGUGAAAUAUUAUAUAAGGAUGAAACGAUAAACUUUUGAAACACUUUUGCUUUCAAAAAUACGUUGUAUCAAUAAUUUCUUGUCAUUGCUUCCUACUUUUACUACUAGAAGAAAGACACAUUCACGAAUGCAACACGUUUACUAGGAAUGUAAUUAUGCAUUGUUCUUAUGAGAAAGAACAACUGACCUCGUUAUCAUGAGCCAUUCCGAGGUUAAGGAAAAGCAUGGGCAGAAUUGGGAUUGCAGUGCAUUUUGGGAUCGUUUAGGCCAAAAUAGACGCCUUCUUGGAAAUGUUCCCUAGACAUCUCCACUGCGUCUGCUAUCAAUGAACACAGCGGUAGCUCGCUCUAAGAAUAGGGCAAUAAGCCUAAAGCGAGAUGACGUUUUACCCCCGUCUCUAGACCAUAAUCCUUUUCACACUGCUUUUGUUCUUUAAUUAURACUAUUGUUCAUGUAUUCUCUAAGGAAUCAAAAAUUUUAAUAUGAAAGAAUUUUAAAAACUAUUAUGGUAUAGAGUCGGGGGUAAAACGUCAUCUCGCUUCAGGCUUAUUGCAUUAUAUUGCCAUUUACUAAGGGAAUCUCUUGUCGAUUAGCACCAAUUGUCAAUUGUCACUCAGUUUUUUCUCGAUCUCGGAACGGCUAUCACAACGACGUAACAACACACAAGUGAAGCAUUUAUUCGCGAAACUGUCAAUUGCUAUAUAAAGUAUUCGUCUCUUAACCGUAUCAACUUAGACUAGCCAAAGAUCUAAUUUUAUUUCAAGAAGUUCCUUUUCUAAAUAAGACUCGAAGAUAUGUUAACAAUCCCUCUUACAUUGUAAUUCACUUUUUGUUACUUAAUGCACUUAAUUUCACGUUCAAACGAAUGUAAAUAAUUUAACCUUAUUAAGUUAUUAAAGAAAACAGACUGACGAAGA
Actinia tenebrosa (Australian red waratah sea anemone) is the source of this 2241-nucleotide messenger RNA. RefSeq names its product calcium release-activated calcium channel protein 1. The record is from RefSeq and is a predicted model, not a curated record. Lineage: Eukaryota; Metazoa; Cnidaria; Anthozoa; Actiniaria; Actiniidae. Gene Ontology annotation, molecular function: store-operated calcium channel activity. Gene Ontology annotation, cellular component: membrane. Gene Ontology annotation, biological process: store-operated calcium entry.